AGAUAGGCGGGGAGGACACGCUGCGUCCACGGGGAGUUCGCCUCCAGUCGCGUUUCUAUUGGUGCCUGGCCAGGCCAGCCCCGCCCCUGCGUCCCGCCCCUUUCCCUUCAACCUGGCAAUGGCUGCCACUCAGAGCAAGGGGACUGUUGCCCAAGUGGAGCAAGACUGUGCUGGGACCCGCGGAGGAAAUGGGGGUGUCGGUCGUGAAGGUCACAGCAGAAAUGACUGCUGGAUGAGGUUGAGAGAAAGCACCUCUUUGCUCUGUGACAGUAAGGAUUGUAUCCUGGAGCCGCUUUCCCUGCCAGAAAGUCCAGGUGGCACCACCAUUUUAAAAGGUUCUCCAUCUGUGCCGUGUAUUUUCUGUGAAGAACAUUUUCUGGUGGCCGAACAAGACAAACUUUUGAAGCACAUGAUUAUUGAGCAUAAGAUUGUCAUAGCUGAUGUCAAGUUGGUUGCUGAUUUCCAUAGCUAUGUCUUAUAUUGGAGGAAGAGGUUCGCUGAACAGCCUGUCACAGAUUUCUGUACAGUGAUACGAAUCAAUUCCACAGCUCCACCUGAAGAACAAGACCAUUAUUUUUUGUUGUGUGACGCUUUACCAGAAGAUAGAAUUCUUAGAGAAGAGCUUCAAAAGCAGAAACUGAAAGAAAUUCUGGAACAGCAGCAGCAAGAACGAAAUGAUACCAGUUUUCAUGGCACUUGUAUGUUUUGCAAUGAAGAAUUCCUUGGAAACAGAUCUGUUCUGUUAAACCACAUGGCUAGAGAGCAUGCUUUCAACAUUGGCUUGCCUGACAACAUUGUACACUGCAGUGAAUUUCUGUGUACACUACAAAGAAAGCUUGACAAUUUGCAGUGCUUAUACUGUGAGAAAACUUUCCGGGACAAAAAUACACUUAAAGAUCAUAUGAGAAAAAAACAACAUCGUAGAAUCAAUCCGAAGAACAGAGAAUAUGACCGAUUUUAUGUCAUCAACUAUUUGGAGUUUGGAAAAACAUGGGAAGAAGUUCAGCUGGAGGAUGAUCGGGAGCUGCUGGACCAUCAGGAAGAAGACUGGUCAGACUGGAAAGAGCACCCUGUCUCUGCUGUCUGUCUGUUUUGUGAAAAACAAGCAGAAACGGUGGAGAAAUUGUAUGUCCACAUGGAGGAUGCACAUGAGUUUGAUCUCCUCAAAAUAAAGUCAGAACUUGGAUUAACUUUCUAUCAGCAAGUGAAACUGGUGAAUUUCAUUCGGAGGCAAGUUCACCAAUGUAGAUGUUAUGGCUGCCAUGUAAAGUUCAAAUCCAGAGCCGACUUAAGGACUCACAUGGAAGAAGCUAAGCAUAUGUCACUGCUUCCUGAAAAAAAGACAUGGGACCAACUGGAAUACUAUUUUCCAACCUAUGAAAAUGAUGCUCUCCUGUGUACACUGUCUGAUAGUGAAAGUGACCUGGCAGCUCAGGACCAAAAUGAAAAUGUUCCCAUCAUUGGCGAGGACACAUCGAAGCUGCACGCUCUAAAACAAAGCAGUGUGUUGAACCAGUUGCUACUACAGGACUGCUUGGAAAGCUAGAAGGAACUGCU
This is a messenger RNA of Ochotona princeps (American pika), 1557 nucleotides long. RefSeq names its product zinc finger protein 277 (gene ZNF277). NCBI's taxonomy places the organism in Eukaryota, Metazoa, Chordata, Mammalia, Lagomorpha, Ochotonidae. The record is from RefSeq and is a predicted model, not a curated record. Bases 119 to 1546 code for a protein of 475 amino acids. The transcript has 13 exons.